Molecule: messenger RNA, 4123 nt
Organism: Dipodomys spectabilis (banner-tailed kangaroo rat)
Lineage: Eukaryota; Metazoa; Chordata; Mammalia; Rodentia; Heteromyidae
Gene: Far1
Product: fatty acyl-CoA reductase 1
Exons: 13
Coding region: 229-1776 (515 amino acids)
Biological process (GO): long-chain fatty-acyl-CoA metabolic process
Cellular component (GO): peroxisome
Molecular function (GO): alcohol-forming very long-chain fatty acyl-CoA reductase (NADP+) activity
Source: RefSeq, a predicted model, not a curated record
CGGGGGCGGUGAAGAGAGCGCGACGGCGGCAGUGGCGGCGUAGCCAUCGCUGGACUGCCUGGGAGAGAGAGCGAGGCCCCUCCUCUGCGUCUAGAUUUGGUGACUGAAGAAGAGACCCAGAGACUACUGAUUACUCCCAAGUCACCUUGAGGAGCACAGGAGAGGUAGUGCUGAUCCUUUUGAAGUGGUCUGUCUUCCUUAAGGAGCCCAGAGGGUUCUAAGGUCAAAAUGGUUUCAAUUCCAGAAUACUAUGAAGGCAAGAAUGUCCUCCUCACAGGAGCUACUGGUUUCCUAGGAAAGGUGCUUUUGGAAAAGUUACUGAGGUCUUGUCCUAAGGUGAAUUCAGUAUACGUUUUGGUGAGGCAGAAAGCUGGACAGACACCCCAGGAGCGGGUAGAAGAGAUCCUUAGUAGCAAGCUCUUUGACAGAUUGAGAGAUGAAAAUUCAGAUUUUAGAGAGAAAAUUAUAGCAAUCAACAGUGAACUCACCCAACCUAAACUGGCUCUUAGUGAAGAAGAUAAAGAGGCCAUCAUAGAUUCUACCAAUAUUAUAUUCCACUGUGCAGCUACAGUAAGAUUUAAUGAAAAUUUAAGAGAUGCUGUUCAGUUAAACGUGAUUGCUACGCGACAGCUUAUUCUCCUUGCACAACAAAUGAAGAAUCUGGAAGUAUUCAUGCAUGUGUCAACAGCAUAUGCCUACUGCAAUCGGAAGCAUAUUGAUGAAGUAGUCUAUCCACCCCCUGUAGAUCCCAAGAAGCUGAUUGAUUCUUUAGAAUGGAUGGAUGAUGGCCUAGUAAAUGAUAUCACACCAAAAUUGAUAGGAGAUAGACCUAAUACAUACAUAUACACGAAAGCAUUGGCAGAAUACGUUGUACAACAAGAAGGAGCGAAGCUAAAUGUGGCAAUUGUAAGACCGUCGAUUGUUGGUGCCAGUUGGAAAGAACCUUUUCCAGGAUGGAUUGAUAACUUUAAUGGACCAAGUGGUCUCUUUAUUGCGGCAGGGAAAGGAAUUCUUCGAACAAUGCGUGCCUCCAACAAUGCCCUUGCAGAUCUUGUUCCUGUAGAUGUAGUUGUCAACACGAGUCUUGCGGCAGCCUGGUAUUCCGGAGUUAAUAGACCAAGAAACAUCAUGGUGUAUAAUUGUACAACAGGCAGCACCAAUCCUUUCCACUGGGGUGAAGUUGGCUAUUAUCUAAACCAUUCCUUCAAGAUGAAUCCUUUAAACCAAGUGGUCAGGCACCCCAAUAUUAAAUUCUAUACCAACAACCUAUUGCUUCAUUAUUGGAAGGGUGUCAGACAUACAGUACCUGCAUUAUUGCUCGAUCUUGCACUCAGGUUGACAGGUCAGAAACCGUGGAUGAUGAAAACAAUAACUCGCCUUCACAAAGCUAUGGUAUUUCUUGAAUAUUUCACAAGUAAUUCUUGGGUUUGGAAUACUGAUAAUGUCAAUAUGUUGAUGAAUCAACUAAACCCUGAAGAUAAAAAGACCUUCAAUAUUGAUGUACGGCAAUUACAUUGGGCAGAAUAUAUAGAGAACUACUGCAUGGGAACUAAGAAAUAUGUAUUGAAUGAAGAAAUGUCUGGCCUCCCUGCAGCUAGAAAACAUUUGAACAAGUUGCGGAACAUACGUUAUGGUUUCAACACUAUCCUUGUGAUUCUGAUCUGGCGCAUUUUUAUUGCAAGAUCGCAAAUGGCAAGAAACAUCUGGUACUUUGUGGUUAGUCUGUGUUACAAGUUUCUGUCAUACUUCCGGGCAUCCAGCACUAUGAGAUACUGAAGACCAAGAAAUUAGCAUUAGAACAUCUAUGCAUAUGGUGGUCUAAAUGCACAAAAUGUAAAAUGUACUUAAGUCAUCAUCUCACUUUUUGUCAAGACAUUAAACCUUCUUAAGAUUGAGCGUGGAGUAAAUUAUGGUACAUUUUAUGUAACGUGUUAAUGUUUAUGUUCAUAAAUCUAGUGAACACACUGUGGUAUGCCAGCUCAGAUCUACAAUAGCCACCAAAACCAUGAUUUAGCAUUUUGAUCCCUUGGAAGAAAGGUGUAGUGUAAGGGCAAAAGUUGGGAUAGAAUACUGACCAGUAUAACUGUGCAAUUCUGGAAUAUAUUAAAUAUGCCUUAACAUAUAGUUCUAAUGAUCAGUGCAAUGGAAAGCAGUAGGAUAGGAAUAUUAGUUAGGUAGGAAUUUGAUUCUUCAAUAUUUAACUGCUUUCUCUUCAUCUUGUAAGUUACUGAAUAGUAUCAAACAUGGCAAACAUGUUCAACAUGUUCUCAUUUUUCUUUUUCUGAUUAAAUGUUGGGUACAUAUCAUUUUCCUCACUUUAAUAAUAAUUCUAAAGAGGCUAUUCUGGAUCAAAAUUGCUUUUAAGAAUCCAUAUCAAAUAUAUACAAUACAACUGUGUUAGUAUAAAAAAUAAGAAUUUUUUUUUCUUCACAACAUUUUGAUCAGUCCUGUGAGAUUGUGUUCAUGUUUUGAGCCAGGAUUUCUUGAGACUUUUGUUGGAGGAGGGAGUGGGGAAGGAUUCACCAUGCUUGGGCUUUCUUACCUUUAUAAAUUCUAACAGAACUUUCAGAAAGCUUGUACUGUCUUUCAAAUAAAAUCUGAAAGUACAUUACCAUGGAAGAAUGUAUUUGCAGCUAAUAAUAACAUGUCCUUAUGUGUGUAAACACAUACUAAUUUUGACCUUGAAAGCUGAAUUCCUUCAAGAAAAAUAAAAUACUGCAUAAUGUAUAAAAUUAAAGACUUUAUUUACCAUAUAAAGUAGCAAAUGAUUCAAUGAGUUUAAAGAUAUCAUUUAUUUUCUCUGCAUGUAGUAAUAGCAUUAGGAAGAAAUGCAUUAUAGAAACAAGUAAUAGCAAGAACAUUGAUGUAUAUUUUAAUAAGACAUUAUAAUUCCCUUUAAAACUUAAUAGUAGUUUACUUACUGUUUUAACAUUUGUUUUAAUGGAUUGUUUAGCAUAACACUGUUCUAAAUAAGCUGAUCAAGUUGUACUAUAUUUAAAUCAUCAGCAAUGUAUCUUAAAUAUGUUUAAAGAAGUCAGUUCACAGUAAAAGAAGUUACAUGUAACUUUACAUCUUAAUUUUGUCAAUUUAAAUGCAGUGUAUAAGAAGUUUAUUUUGCUAUUGUGAAAAAACAAAAUGUAAAGGAAAUCACUUUUGUCCAUGCAGGUGUAAAAUAUUAAAAAAGGAAAAAUGCUUCCAUGUUGAAGCCAAAGUCAGAUUUUGCAUAGUAAAACUUUAAAACAUUAUUUUUAAAAAGUAUGUAUAUAAAUAUAUUCUCUGUAUUCUUUAGAAUGAUACUAAAAAAUCUCUGGUCUAGGACCAUACCUUGUAUAAAGGUGUGAGAGACCACAACAGUGUGUAAAAUGGAUUAAAUGAGGAUUCCAUUUAAGGUAGCCUACAUAAUAGACAGUGACUACUCCAUCAAACUAGAGUUCUAUGACAUGUUGGAAACAUGCUAAUAUUUGUAUGAUUUUAUACUUCUGCCAAGAAAACCCCACCUAGAAUCAGAUCAAUUGUCUUUGUGUCUUGCUAAAAAAUCAUAUACACAUUGGGCAGGCCUAUGAAGUGCAUAGAGAGUGUAUCCUCUAAACUGUUCAUUGAUGUUGUAAUGUAAAUUAUAGAAGUGCUACUAGGUGGGUGCUGAGGCCAUGCAUUAUUCUUGUGUUUGUUUAGGAUUCUGUUGCAAAAGAAAGGCAAUGAAUAAAUUGUGUCAGCCUGGCAUUUACAGUUCUAAAAGUAGUGUAAAGAACACAUAUGGAUUAUUCAUUCCCACCACGUAGAUCCAAAGAAUUUGGAAAUCUAUUCUGUAUCAUUUUCCAGAAGUACUUUUAGUUCUAUAUGACUAUCUAUAGCAGGAUAGCCUAUAAAAUUGUUCCAUUUAAUCCUUUUGAUAAAAUUAUAUUCUAAAACAUUUGGGUUCCCACCCCCAUUCACUCUUAACUCUGGUAAAUACAUUUGUAAACUGAUGACCUUAUAACUGUAUUUAAAUGUGACUUGGCAAUAUGUCCUAAAUCUCAAUGCAGAGAAGCAUUGCAACACAACACGUUCUUUGACUUAAAGCUGGCAUAGAAUAAGCAUUCUUUGAGUCUGUGUAAUAAAACUUGAAAUCAGGGAGGAAAAGAAA